Messenger RNA from Apis dorsata (giant honeybee), 5234 nucleotides. RefSeq names its product adenylate cyclase type 9 (gene Ac13E). Gene Ontology annotation, molecular function: adenylate cyclase activity. Gene Ontology annotation, biological process: cyclic nucleotide biosynthetic process; adenylate cyclase-activating G protein-coupled receptor signaling pathway; intracellular signal transduction. Lineage: Eukaryota; Metazoa; Arthropoda; Insecta; Hymenoptera; Apidae. The record is from RefSeq and is a predicted model, not a curated record. Bases 349 to 4788 code for a protein of 1479 amino acids. The transcript is spliced from 8 exons.
AACGCAUAUGCUUUUUAAUCGUGGGCGCUGUCAUCGAUAGAUUCAAGAUGGCUAUGAUGCAUUGCGGAAAAGAAAAUUUGAAACGUUUAAACAAUAAUUUUUAACAUUAUAUAAUAUUAAAUUAAUUGCACAAAAUUUAAUUAAUUAGAGUGAAAUAUAUAACAUUAAAUUUUCUCACUAAUGCUGAGAAUAUCAUACUAAUAAACGAAAAUUAAAAUGGCAUUUUUUAAAGAGAGCUGAUUUCAGGAAGAACCUCCGAUGUCAGCGGGGAGGAUGAUUUUCUUAGUUUUGUGGCGAUUUCGCCAGUAACCAAGGUGAAUUGAAUAGUUUGCAAUUUGAAUUUCAAAUAUGACUUCUCCUUUAAAUCGAAAACGAAGCUCUUCUGUUAGUUUUACAAGAGCUAAGAAUGGUAGUGAAGAUACUGCAGAUGAAAUUCAUAUAUCUUUAGCUCCAUAUAUACAAACAUACUUGGCACAUAGUGGACAAGGACUUGGAUGUUGUGGAAUUAGCCUUCCAGUACCAUUUGAACGUGCAGCACCAAGAUCUUGGUGGAAUCCCAGAUUUGAUUCAGAAAUAUUAGAAGAACAAUUUAAAAGAAGUGCCUUUCCACAAAUUAGAUUAAGAUUCCGGUAUGCUCUAAAAUAUAUCUUACUGGUUUCUUUAUCAUGGUUGGUAUAUUUUGUUGUAAUUGGAACAGAAUACAAUACUACAACAUGGCCAGCCAUAGUAACAGUUUUUAUUAUUGUUGGAACAAUGGUAACAGCAGUUUUGUAUCUAACAUAUACAGAUUAUUAUAAAAGUUAUGUGUUACCAAUUUCAUUAGGAGUUGCAUCUAUGCUUUGCAUUUUAUCUUUACUUUUUCUUACAUUAGUACCACCUUAUAUAGAUGGCUUAACUCUAGUCGGACAUUUUGCACUAUGUUCUGAGAUUCUAUUAUUGAUAUAUACUGUCUUACCAAUGCCACUAUAUGCUUGUGUGGGAAUAUCAAUGAUUUAUUCUUUUCUUUUUGAAUUUUUGACUGCUUAUUUAUAUGGUACAAAAAAUGCAAGAGAAAAAUUUUUUAGUGAAAAUUUUCUACUAAAUACUUCAACAGAGAGUAAUGCCACAAUAAAUUAUAGCAGAAUAUCAGCAGCUAUGUACUCUUCUUUGAAAAAUUUUACUAAUAGUCAAUUUUCUAAUGUGAUGCAUGAUAACAACGAAUCUACAACUGCAAAUGUGAAAAUGAUAUCAUAUUCACAAGAUCCAAAAAUGUUAUCUGCUUUUGGAAUGAAAUCGAAUCAAGAAAAUAUAAUUGAAAAGAUAUCUAGCGUUUUGAAUGAUACAAAUGUUUUUAAAAAUUUAAAUUCUACUAUGAUGUCAACUACUAUUAAUUCCACUAUAAAUGCUUCAUCUAAUAAUUUAAUCUCCAAAGGUAUAAACAAUAUAACUUCAAUAUUUAAAGAAAAUAUAUUAACUCAUAAAAAUGAUGACAUGUCAAACUAUUUCUUAAGUAGCAACAUAUCUAAUCAAUCAUUUUCGGAUGAUUAUUUUUCUACGAGUCUUGGAAUAAGAAUCUUAAUGCAGAUCUGCAUUCAUCUGAUAGGUAUACAUAUUUUAAUAAUGACUUUUGUAAGAAUGCGUGGUACAUUUAUGAAAGUUGGACAAUCGUUAUUAGUUCGGCGUCAACUUGAAAUGGAAAAACAACUUAAAGAGAAAAUGAUUCAUUCAGUAAUGCCGCCUAAAGUCGCAGAUUGGUUAAUGGAAGAAAGAGAAUGUGAAAGAGAACGAGAGGAUUCUUUAAAAAAAGGUUCGAUACCGUCCAAUAAUACAGAUAUUCGCUCAUUGUUUCGACCAUUUAAUAUGCAUUCAAUGGAAAAUGUUAGUAUCUUAUUUGCUGAUAUUGUUGGAUUUACACGAAUGAGUUCAAAUAAGACUGCAGAAGAAUUAGUAGGCAUUUUAAAUGAUCUUUUUGAAAGAUUUGAUGAUUUAUGUGAACAUCAUGGAUGCGAAAAAAUUUCAACAUUAGGAGAUUGUUAUUAUUGUGUAAGUGGAUGUCCAUAUACUUUAAUAGCUAUGAUAGAAGCUAUAAAACAAUUUGAUAUUGAAAGAAGAGAAGGUGUUAAUAUGAGAGUUGGAGUACAUACUGGAACUGUAUUAUGUGGAAUUGUAGGUACUAAAAGAUUUAAAUUCGAUGUUUGGUCUAAUGAUGUAACUUUAGCAAAUAAACUAGAAAGCACAGGAAAACCAGGAAGAGUUCAUCUAAGUGAAAAGACUCUGAAUUUUCUCAAUGAUCGAUAUCUUACAGAAGAAGGAGAUUUAAUAAAUGGUAUUAAAACUUAUUUUAUUAAAGGUCGAAAAUCAGAUUUUACCAAUCAAUUUAUAAUGAAUAUAACAUCUCCGACAAGUAUAUCGCCUUUGAUGCAAUCGCGUCACCGUGUGGCCUCUUGUAAUAAUCAAUCUAAAUUGAAAUAUCAUUACCUCCAUAUGGUUACUAAUACAAGUAAUUAUAGAAUGAAAGCAAACUCUUUGCCAAGUAUUCUAGAUUCCGAAAACGGAGAUACUGAUAUCACAGAUGAAAAAGAAAAUGCAAAUAAAAGUCCGAUAUCUGUUGCCAGUUAUGGAAAGAAAAAGAUACGAAAUAAACCAUGGAAAUAUUUACAACGACAACGAACUACUGAAGAAAUGACACCUCUAGAAAUGGAAGAAGCCAAAGCAAUUAUUGCCGAACAAUCAAAAACUGAAUCUCAAUCAUAUGAAGAUCGUAAUGGAUUUAGGCAGAAUACAUCUCAAAGUGAGAUUGAAAUGGAUCCAAAUCCUGUACCUUCUAGUCCUUUAUUAUCUGGUCAAGAGUCACUUAGUCGUGCCUCUUCUAUGUGCAGUAGAAAAGAUUCGGGAAUUAGAAGUAAUAGCAGACGUAGUAGUAUACAGCAACAGUUAUUUUUGAUGAACGGCAUGGCUCAAGGAGAUUUAUUGGCACAUAGAGUAAGUGGAUAUUAUACUUCUAGUUCGACAUUAAAUUCUGCUCAUGAGCCAUCGUCUUCGGUACCAUAUCCAUUUCCUCCAGCAGUUACAGAUACUUUUGGUGCAUGUUUUCAUAAAUUAAGAAAACAAUCUGAUCUACAAUUAAUUAGGUGCGUUCAAGAUAAUGUAAGUUCUCAACGAUCAUACUUCGUGAAACCACCACUUUCGAGUUUGACUCUCUUUUUCAAAAAUAAAGAAAUGGAAAAAGAAUACAGAGAAAAUGCUCACAAGGUUAAUGAAUGUAUCAGUGGAAAUCCACCUACUCUGGCUACCUCGAGAUUCAAUACAUAUUUUGAUAUUUUAAUAUCGGCAUUGAUUUACACUGCCGUCACAAUUUCACUCUUUUUACUUUGCGAUCCAACGUUAUAUUAUAUGAUCUUUUUUGUAUGUGCUACUACCAUUCAAAUUAUAGCAGUGUUACUUUGUGUUCGUCAACUCUUAUAUCCAAAUAUGGUUCAUUCAAUAUUAACACAACAAAUAUUUAAAUUUUUUUCACAAUGGUAUCCUUGGCAUAUUUGCGGUGCAAUUUUAGUCGGCUUACCAAUUACGUCUAUUUUUCUUAAUUAUACGUGUAGUAAUUUUCAUAAUUUGAAUAAUUUUGAAUACUAUUAUGGUUAUUUGAUUUUUAUUAGUUUAGUUCAUUUUUGUAAUUUUACACAACUUAAUUGUUGGAUGAAGAAUUUUUUAGUAACAUUUAUGGGUGUAUUAUUUCUUUAUUUUGUAAUGAAUCAUUUGUCAUAUGAUCAAGAAAAUCUCGGUAAUCUAUUCAUUAAUAAGACAUUAAAUUAUUCACAAUUCCCAAUAGAUAAAAAUAUUAUUGAUUUAAUCAAAAAUCAAUCUAAUGAAACCAUUAUAAAGAAAAUAUUCAAUAAUAUUCCUGAUUUCUUAUUAAAUUCUACAACGAUUGCUCUUAUAAGUCAACAAAAGACAGAAAUCAGAUAUCAUGAAAGAUUAUACAAUUCCGAGAUUUUUUUAGAUAUGAUACUUUUACUUUUGUUAGUUUGGUUUUUAAAUCGUGAAUUUGAAAUUAGUUAUCGAUUAAGUUUUCACGGAAAUGCAGUAGCUGCUCGAGAUAAAAGUCGUGUACAAUCUAUGAAAAAUCAAGCUGAUUGGCUUUUACAUAACAUUAUACCAAAAUAUGUUGCUGAUCAAUUAAAAACCACUGCUAAAUAUUCACAAAAUCAUAAAGAUGUGGGAAUUAUUUUUGCAAGCAUAGUAAACUUUAACGAACUUUAUGAUGAGUCUUAUUUAGGUGGUAAAGAAUAUUUGCGUGUGCUUAAUGAACUCAUUGGUGAUUUUGACGAAUUAUUAGAAAAACCGGAAUUUUCAAAUGUAGAAAAGAUAAAAACUAUUGGUAGCACAUUCAUGGCAGCAAGUGGUUUAAAUCCACAAGUUAGACAACAAAAUGAACAUGAAUAUAAACAUCUGUUUCAAUUAAUAGAUUUUGCUAUGACAUUGCAUAAAGUAAUAAAUGAUUUCAAUCGAGAUUUAUUAGGUUUUAAAUUAAUUUUGAGAAUUGGUUUUAAUUAUGGCGAUGUAACUGCUGGUGUAAUCGGGGCAACGAAGCUAUAUUAUGAUAUCUGGGGUGAUGCUGUAAAUAUAGCAUCUAGAAUGGAUUCGACUGGAGUCGCUGGAAGAAUACAAGUGGCCAAGAACGUUUUAGAUGUUCUUUCGGAACGAUAUGAAUUCGAACCACGUGGUCAAGUUUAUGUUAAGGGAAAAGAUAAUAUGGAUGUAUUUUUAUUAAUAGGGAAAAAAGACGAUAUUAAUAUAACAACGAACACUUAAACAUUUUCAGGUCUCUAAUAGUGAUGUUGAUUCUUUAUAAAAUUAAAAUUAAUCGUUUGCAUGUUACACUUAUAUCAAGCAUAUGAUCUUUUUGGGAUCAGAUUUCUAGCGAUCUCGUUAAGAAUUAUACAAAUUUAUGAUAUAAUGUGUCAUCAACGUUAUACAUGAUAAAAACGUACCUUAAUUCUUUAAUUGCUCGCUCAUUAAAGAUAUUUAUUCUUAACAAAACAAUUAACUGUAUUUUUUUACGUAAUUUAAGAACAUCAGAUGUGUGUGAGACCUAUCAAAAUCUAUCGUUAUAAAAGUACAAAAUCAAAUCAAUUUGAAAAAAUCAAAUUUUUUCUUAAUAAUUCUUGCGAAAAAUCUAUCGAGACAAAUAUAAUACGCAUCUUCAUUGUUUGUGUGCUGAAUGAACGAACGUAUGAACGAUGCGAAUGAGCGGAUAA